CACGUAAAAAAAAUUUUAGACACCAAUAUAAUACUAUUUUUUUUUCUUUCUCUUUUCGUACGCAAUUAAUAUUUUUCAAUCUGAUCAUUUCAUACCCAACGCACGCCAACCACUACUUUAUAUAUAUAUACAUAAAUAUCACCCAUUCAUAUAACAUAUAUAUCUUUAAUUAAACAAAAACACAAAAACAAAAACAAAUGGAUCAAAUUCAAGAUCCAUUCCUUUACGGAUCACUCUCCUUUAUCACCAUAAUCAUCCUAAUUUUCUUCAUCAAAACCAAAAACAAAAAACACUACAAAAAUCUACCACCAUCACCACCCUCAUACCCCAUAAUAGGCCAUCUUCACCUCCUCAAGCCACGUGUCCACAGAAUAUUCCAUUCUCUCUCGGCCAAAUACGGCGACGUUUUCACUCUUUGGUUCGGUUCGCGCCGCGUGGUUGUCGUAUCGUCCCCGUCGGCAGUAGAAGAAUGUUUCACCAAAAACGACAUCGUUUUAGCCAAUCGUCCUCCACUACUAAUGGGCAAACACAUAAGCUACAACUACACAACCAUAGUGGCCGCCCCAUACGGCGACCACUGGCGAAAUCUUCGCAGGAUCGGCGCCGUGGAGAUCUUCUCCACGGCCCGUCUCAAUCUCUUACUCAACAUCCGUAAAGACGAGAUCGACCGGUUACUUCGAAAGAUAAACCGUUCGAUCUCGUCUAGUACUGAUCGAGCGGUUGAGAUGAAAUCGAUGUUGACUGAGCUGACUUUCAACAUCGUGAUGAGAAUGAUGGCGGGGAAACGUUACUACGGUGAUGACGUCACUGAUGACGUGGAAGCCCGGAAGUUUCGGGAAAUUAUGAAAGCCGUUUUUGAAAACGGCGGAGCUGGGAAUCAGGCUGAUUUUUUGCCGAUUUUGAAUUGGGUUCCGAAUAGUUAUGAGAAGAGAAUUGAGAAGCUUGCGAAGAAGACUGACUCGUUUUUACAGGGUUUGAUCGAUGAGCAUCGGAAUCGGAAAGAUGAUGAUGAUGAUCAGAAUAGUAAUCUUGAUCGGAAUACUAUGAUUGAUCAUUUACUCACUCUUCAACAGUCUCAACCUGAAUAUUACACUGAUCAAAUUAUCAAAGGCUUCGUACUGAUAUUACUAUUGGCAGGAACUGAUACAUCAGCCGUGACACUAGAAUGGACAAUGUCUAAUCUGCUAAAUCAUCCUCAUGUCUUACAAAAACUCAAAGAUGAACUCGACUCUCAAAUUGGUCAACAACAAUUAGUAGACGAAUCAGAUCUCUCUAAACUACCUUACCUUCAAAAUGUUAUUUCCGAAACCCUAAGAUUAUACCCUGCAGCUCCACUCCUUGUGCCACACUAUUCCUCCAAUGAUUGCACCAUUAGUGGAUUUGACGUGCCACGUGACACGAUUGUAUUGGUUAAUGCAUGGGCUAUACAUAGAGACCCUAAAUUAUGGGAAGAUGCAGAAAUUUUCAAGCCAGAAAGAUUUGAAAAUAUUGGUAAAGGUAGUGAGAAUGGUGAAGGGUAUAAACUAAUGCCAUUUGGGCUUGGAAGAAGGUCUUGUCCUGGUAUUGGGCUGGCCCAACGUGUAGUGGGCCUUACAUUGGGGUCAUUGAUCCAAUGUUUUGAGUGGGAGAGAGUUAGUGAGGAGAAAAUAGAUAUGAGUGAAAAUAAAGGACUCACUAUGCCUAAAUUAGUGCCAUUGGAGGCUUUGUGUAAGCCACGUCCUAUUAUGGAUGUUCUCUUUUCAUAAAUGUAAAAUUUGUUAAAACCUAAUUAUGUAGUGAUUAGGUAUACUAUUGUGAAAAUGAAAUUGGGAAAUGAAUAUUUACUUAAAUACUUUAAUUUUAAA
Molecule: messenger RNA, 1844 nt
Organism: Cannabis sativa
Lineage: Eukaryota; Viridiplantae; Streptophyta; Magnoliopsida; Rosales; Cannabaceae
Product: isoflavone 3'-hydroxylase
Exons: 2
Coding region: 198-1745 (515 amino acids)
Molecular function (GO): heme binding; oxidoreductase activity, acting on paired donors, with incorporation or reduction of molecular oxygen; iron ion binding
Source: RefSeq, a predicted model, not a curated record